Molecule: messenger RNA, 434 nt
Organism: Manduca sexta (tobacco hornworm)
Lineage: Eukaryota; Metazoa; Arthropoda; Insecta; Lepidoptera; Sphingidae
Exons: 2
Coding region: 24-434 (136 amino acids)
Source: RefSeq, a predicted model, not a curated record
UUAAGUGUACUUAAAUUUAAAAAAUGGGGAAACGCAACCAUCCGAGUAGUAAUAAUAUGGAUGAUUAUUAUGAGUGUAUAGAAAAGAAAGUUAAGAAAUUAAAUGAUAUGCUUAUGCGCGCUCGAUAUAAACGAACAUUAUCAUUAUCGUCGGAUUCGUCAUCAUCGGACUCGGAGAGCGCCGGAUCGUCGUCUCAACUGCGUUCACGCGCACACGAACUCUCAUCGCCUGCGCCGUUAUGUAUUCAAGACGUGCCAAUUCAAGCAAGUGAGUCCGCUGUGCCCUACGCGGUCACCGAGCCCUUGCCGUCGACCAGUGCUACAGUUGAGCCCCACCCCUCCACGAGCUGCGUCGAAGACCCACAGCCGUCUACCAGUGCCACCGUCACAUCGCCAUUACAUCACGCUUCAGCUGAAUUGGUGACGAACUCCUAA